GGCCCGGGGAAGAGCUUGCGGGGAGUCGGGGACCUCAGCGACCGGUCCCUCUGCUCCGCGUAAUCAGAGACCGCUGACGCCGACCUGUGUGGGAUUCCCCUGCCCUUCUGGUCCAAGACCCCCUACUCUGUCUCCUGGCAGCCUGUGCCCCGGCCUCUCCUAGACCCGCGUGCGGAGGAACCAGCCAUCUCUCCAUCUGCAGCCAUGAACUUCCUCCGGCGACGCCUCUCCGACAGCAGCUUCGUGGCCAACCUGCCCAAUGGCUACAUGGCGGACCUGCACCGCCCGGACAGCUCCACCAGCUCGCCCUCGUCCCCGGCCAUGGAGCGCAGGCACCCCCAGCCCCUGGCGGCCUCCUUCUCCUCGCCCGGGUCCAGCCUCUUCAGCUCCUUCUCCAGUGCCAUGAAGCAGACCUCGCAGGCCCCCGCGGGGCCGGUGGAGCCUCUGGCUCCCUCCACACCGGUUGUUCAAAGGCCCAGGGUCCUGCUGGUGAUCGACGAUGCCCACACAGACUGGGCCAAGUAUUUCCAAGGAAAGAAGGUGAAUGGAGAGAUUGAGAUCCGAGUGGAGCAGGCCGAAUUCUCAGAGUUGAACCUAGCUGCCUAUGUUACUGGGGGCUGCAUGGUGGACAUGCAGGUCGUGAGAAAUGGUACCAAGGUGGUGAG
This is a messenger RNA of Myotis brandtii (Brandt's bat), 665 nucleotides long. RefSeq names its product synapsin-3. The record is from RefSeq and is a predicted model, not a curated record. Lineage: Eukaryota; Metazoa; Chordata; Mammalia; Chiroptera; Vespertilionidae. The annotation marks the transcript as partial. Gene Ontology annotation, biological process: neurotransmitter secretion. The transcript has 4 exons. Gene Ontology annotation, cellular component: synaptic vesicle membrane; synaptic vesicle.